Sardina pilchardus (European sardine) is the source of this 1423-nucleotide messenger RNA. It is a transcript of the gene psma6l, whose product is annotated as proteasome 20S subunit alpha 6, like. Bases 167 to 907 code for a protein of 246 amino acids. Gene Ontology annotation, cellular component: cytosol; proteasome core complex; proteasome core complex, alpha-subunit complex. NCBI's taxonomy places the organism in Eukaryota, Metazoa, Chordata, Actinopteri, Clupeiformes, Clupeidae. The record is from RefSeq and is a predicted model, not a curated record. Gene Ontology annotation, biological process: proteasomal protein catabolic process; ubiquitin-dependent protein catabolic process. The transcript is spliced from 7 exons.
AAGCAAAAGGUAUAUAACUCCGGGAAGUUGAUUGAAAAGCUGUAUCAUUGUUCAGCCUGCUCGGUGUCGUGGACUAGCUAGACCUGCUAACGUGAAUAUCUACUUGAUAUGACAAACUGUAAACGGUUUACACAUAAUUAGUUAUUUCUUAGGCUAACGCACAGAGAUGUCUCGGGGCUCGAAUGCUGGGUUUGAUCGUCAUAUUACAAUAUUCUCACCAGAGGGCCGUCUUUACCAAGUCGAAUAUGCCUUCAAAGCUAUCGCACAGAGUGGUCUGACGUCAGUGGGGAUCCGAGGCAAGGACUGUGCCGUCGUAGUCACGCAGAAGAAAGUGCCGGACAAGCUCCUGGACCCAUCCACAGUGACCAACCUGUUCCCUCUCACCCCCCGCAUAGGCUGUGUCAUGACUGGGCACUUUGCGGACAGUCGCUCGCAGGUGCACCGAGCGCGAGUGGAGGCAGGGGAGUGGAAGUACAAGUUUGGCUAUGACAUCACGGCGGACAUGUUGUGUCGGCGUCUGGCGGACAUAUCGCAGGUCUACACGCAGAAUGCCGAGAUGAGGCCGCUGGGAUGCUGUAUGAUCCUGGUUGCCAUGGAUCCCCAGAAGGGCCCGGUGCUGUACAAGUGCGACCCGGCCGGCUACUACUGUGGCUUCAGGGCCACGGGGGUGGGGGCCAAGCAGCAGGAGGCCAACAGCUACCUGGAGAAGAAGCUCAAGAAGAGGCCCGAGCUCACCUACGAGAGGAGCGUGGAGAUGGCCAUAUCCUGUUUGUCCUCAAUCCUCGCCAUGGACUUCAAGUCUACUGAGCUAGAAGUCGGUGUGGUGACUAAAGAGAUUCCUAAGUUCAGGACGCUCACUGAGGCGGAGAUUGAGACUCAUCUGAGCGCCAUCGCAGACAGAGAAUGAGCUGACCCUCACACACACUACACACUGGACCAGCUCACGGGCUGGACACGGCUGGAGACGCAUCGGGGCAGAAACACACACACACACACACACACACACACACACACACACACAGUCACUCACUCACUCAAACACACACAGACAGACACACAUACUCACUCACUCAAACACAUGCAGACAGACAGACACACACACUCUCUUUCUCACACACACACACACACACACACACACACACACACACAGGGUGUUUUAGUACAACUAUGUUACCUUUAGUUGCAGACAGGAUGAGCACGGUGAGGGAGAGGGAGAGGGGGGGUUAUGCUCUAUGUCUGUUCUGCUUAUUACUGUAAUAACACACACUUGGUGUGGAUGGCAUGUCCUUGUCCCUGUUCAGGUUGGUUUAUAUUGAACAGAUGAUCGUUUGUCACCAGCAAAUGCCUUGUCUUGUCACAGCCCCAGAUUAACAUGGCCAUUUCACCAAACUGCAGUGCUUUUCAAUAAAAUAUCAAAAGGAAA